This is a messenger RNA of Portunus trituberculatus (swimming crab), 793 nucleotides long. RefSeq lists its product as uncharacterized. The record is from RefSeq and is a predicted model, not a curated record. The transcript has 4 exons. Bases 1 to 600 code for a protein of 199 amino acids. Lineage: Eukaryota; Metazoa; Arthropoda; Malacostraca; Decapoda; Portunidae.
AUGGGGUACAGCUGGUAUGACUUUGUGUCAAAUCAGCGAUUGUUCCGUGAGACUGAUUUGAGUCCGAUAACCAACAUAGUCAGUCAACGCCAACUGCGACUAUAUGGGAGUAACUUGGAAUGGGAAGGGAGCCUGCAUGGUGAUAUAGCCAGGCAUGACCGUCUGGAGUGGCGCCAUAGCACCAUAAGAGAUAGCUACCGAGCUAUUAACAGACUUCUUAAGUCCGGUGGUCAACAUGACUGGAUUUGUCCAGACUGUGAGAAUUAUAAUGAAACACCCAUGCCAUCUGAAAACCCCUUUAGUGAACAGAGUUCAUUAGAGUUUGGCCACGAUCUACACCCUAUUGCCGAAUCAACUGCUGUUCGUGAGAGAAUUUCUCUUGAUGCACCAACAUUGUCUACUUCAACUGAGAAUUUGACAGCAGACACAUCACUUGUUCAGUCUAAUGGUGUAGGCCUACCAGUAGAAUUCAAUGUUGACGAGACUAUUGAAGAUGUUUCUCAGCGACUGGAGACUUCCAUCCAGCCCCAAGCAAUUCCUGCUGACUUACCAGAGGGCAGACCAAUUCAGUGGACUGUAUGUAUAUACGGUACUACUUGAACAGUUGGCUCCUAGAAAUAUUUUGAUAUAGUUUAUUCUUAGUAGCCGUUCCAGGCAGUCCUCCAAGAAUAAACAAGCAAAAUUGCACGAGCUGUGGCUGAAAUACGAAAGUCGAGAACUUACAACGAGUGCUUUCCUCUCAGAGUGUGUACCUUUGGUACCUUUAUAAGUUCUUUUAAAGUUUUAAGAUAUA